AUCACAUAAAUUUUGUUAGAGUAAGACGUCUCGUCGCACUCUAUUCCGUCAACUCAACUAUUUCGGCCAUAAAUGCAAGUGCAAAAGACCAACAAACAAACGUUGGUAUGCGUAGUGCAUGCUAAAUUCGCAGUGAAACCCUCAAUAGUCCAAAAGGUCUUUUAAGUGCGUCGCGUUACAAACAAAAAUAAACGAAAAAUUCUUGAACAGUGCAAAGAUAACGCGCGCAUAUAAAAAAUCGAUUCAUAUUCCUUCAAUUUUUAGUCGGGCGCGUGACAAUUUAGUGGCUUUUAUGUCAAUAUUACUAUGAAAUUGGAUGAAAUUGUCGCAGGGUACCAGAAACGAAUCGGCACCUAUGAUAAGCAAGAAUGGGAGAAAACUGUCGAGCAGCGCAUUCUGGAUGGCUUCAAUAGCGUCAACUUGAAGAAUACCAAGCUCAAAACUGAACUCAUUGAUGUUGAUCUAGUGCGGGGCUCGACGUUUCCCAAAGCAAAGCCGAAACAAACCCUAAUCACCGUCAUUCGUUUGGCCAUACUUCGAUAUCUGUUGCUGCCCCUCUAUGCACAAUGGUGGGUCAAGCAGACGACACCGAAUGCCUUCGGCUUCCUACUCUGCCUGUACAUCACGCAAUGGAUCAAUUGGGCUGUAUACAUUAUGCACAGCAAUCGGCUGGUGCCGCUGGUCUAUGUACAGGAAACGAACGCAACGACGACAGUAGACGCCGAUGCGGCUGCGGCUGCUGCUGCUGCUGCAGUCGAUAAGCAGCAAGAGCAGCAGCAGCAGCAGAAUGUCGAGGAGAAUGCCGACUUGCUCUGCGCACUCCUCAUACCCUGUGCGCUCAGUUUGCUGAUUAGCUUAAUACACUCACAGAUUGUGGCAACGAAUACGGCGCCGGGUGGUGCCAGCAAUAAAAAUAAAUUGCGUCGCUUUUCCAUACCCGCGUUCGGGGGCGACAAGCCCAAUUUGCCGCGCGUGAGGCGACGCAAGAAGUUUGUGCGCUUGCGUCAGGCCGAGUCGGACAAUUCACAGUCAAAUAGUAAUCAUGCAUUGAGCACGCGACGUUCGAAAUUGCCGCCCCUCAGCACCGAAGCCAGCCCCGAUUUGAAGCCCUGCUCAUGCAAUCCAGUUCCUAGCGAGGAGACCUUCCCUACCACAACUGCCAUAACCAUACUGCAUCAACAUCACCAGAAUCAUCAAGCAGCUGCAGCUGCAGCGGAUAGCACCACGCUAAACGAGCCGCUCUACGAUCUCAGACAGGUGGCAAACGCCGAAGCUACCGACAGUCCCCAGAAGAAGCGCAAUGUCAAUUGGCAUACGCCCAUCCAGAUCUAUGCGACAUUCGAUCAGAAUGAGUUGCCCUCGUCCAGCAUUGAGCUCAACAGGAGCAGUGGCCCAGCACCGAGUGGUGCACGCCUGGAGCCCAAUUAUCGACCCACAAAUCGCAGCAUUGGCGAAGACGACGGCUUCGAGAGCUUGAACAAUAAAAGCUCCAGCGGCGAGGAUAACAAUCAUUCGCCCAAUGUAAAUAGUUCUGCUCCCAGUGGAGCAAGCCCAUCAAAUGUCAUCACAGCGCCGUCGAAUCAUCUCCGACUGCGUCUCAAUGUGAGCAGCUGCAGCAAUAGCAACAACAAUGCGACAAGCGAUUCAAAUGAUAAAAUCACUCAUGAAUCCACGAGCAGCUGUGCCGAGUCGGAUGAAUGUGACGACGCGGAUAUUAUCUCAAGUCCAGCCUCGGCUGGCACACAAGAGUGCAAUACAUCGGCCACCGAUUGGCUGGGCGUGACCACAAACAGCGAAGAUUGUAGCUAUACAUCCGAGCUGGAUCAAUCCGAUGGCGGCUUCAAGCAUCAGGCCUGCAGUGAUGAGGAGUUGCCAGAGCUGGAUAUAACACCGACGACCAUACUCAAUCCACACAGCAGUCUGGAUCGCAUCAGCUGCACCAUUUGGGAUCAGCGCGAUGCUAAGAAGGCUCAAAUGUCUGUCCUGGAAAUCGCAUCGUGCAUUAUCGAACGCGUCGAUUCGCUGGGCGUGACCAAUGACUAUAUUUACAUAGGCGUCUUUUUCUCGUUCCUGCUGACGUUAAUACCCACAUUUUGUAGGCUAUGCGAGAUCACAAUUGAUGCGGAUAAGGCGAAUGAUAUAAGCUAUUUCUAUAUACCACUAUUGUUGUGGAAGAAGUCGUCGUCUUCCUUCUUUACACUCUUCGGCUUUGCCUUUGGUGAGGAGCAAUGGGAGCGCACUGUGCUGGCGCUGGGCUUUGUGCAACGCCUCUGCCUGACGCUGAUAUUGUUUAUGAUAUUUGCAGUGGCCGAGCGCACUUUUAAGCAACGCUUUCUGUAUGCCAAGCUGUUUUCACACCUGACUUCCUCGCGACGUGCUCGCAAAUCAAAUUUGCCGCACUUUCGCCUCAACAAAGUGCGCAAUAUUAAAACCUGGUUGAGCGUGCGCUCCUACUUGAAGAAACGCGGUCCGCAGCGUUCGGUGGAUAUUAUUGUAUCGGCCGCAUUUAUAGUCACACUGCUGCUGUUGGCCUUUCUGAGCGUGGAGUGGCUAAAGGAUUCGGUUAAUUUGCACACACAUCUAACGUUGGAGGCGCUCAUUUGGUCCAUUACGAUUGGCAUCUAUUUGUUGCGCUUCAUGACGCUUGGCCAAAAGAUUCAGCAUAAAUAUCGCAGCGUUUCGGUAUUGAUAACUGAGCAAAUCAAUUUGUAUUUGCAAAUCGAACAAAAACCCAAGAAGAAGGAGGAGUUAAUGGUCUCAAAUAGUGUACUAAAAUUAGCCGCCGAUCUGCUAAAGGAGCUCGAAACGCCAUUCAAGAUCUCUGGUCUCAGUGCCAAUCCAUAUCUGUUCACAACCAUCAAGGUGGUCAUCCUAUCUGCCCUAUCGGGUGUGCUAAGCGAGGUGCUGGGCUUUAAAUUGAAGCUACACAAAAUUAAAAUUAAGUAAGCCAACCCAUAAAAAAA
This is a messenger RNA of Drosophila arizonae, 2963 nucleotides long. It is a transcript of the gene phtf, whose product is annotated as putative homeodomain transcription factor. Gene Ontology annotation, cellular component: endoplasmic reticulum. NCBI's taxonomy places the organism in Eukaryota, Metazoa, Arthropoda, Insecta, Diptera, Drosophilidae. The record is from RefSeq and is a predicted model, not a curated record.